Messenger RNA from Cordyceps fumosorosea ARSEF 2679, 1200 nucleotides. Its product is annotated as DUF250 domain membrane protein. Gene Ontology annotation, molecular function: antiporter activity. Gene Ontology annotation, cellular component: endosome; Golgi apparatus; trans-Golgi network. The coding region runs from base 1 to 1200 and encodes 399 amino acids. The record is from RefSeq and is a predicted model, not a curated record. The transcript has 4 exons. NCBI's taxonomy places the organism in Eukaryota, Fungi, Ascomycota, Sordariomycetes, Hypocreales, Cordycipitaceae.
AUGUCUACCGAAGACAAGGUGCGCGUGUCGGACGAUGCGCCUCGCAACGCCGCGCAGGUCCUCCCUACCGUCAACCCUGCCGCCGAGAAGCCUCAGCCUGCCAACGCAGGCAUUCACCCGGCUCUCUAUGUCAUCAUCUGGAUUGGCUUCUCGUCCUCCGUGAUCCUCUUCAACAAGUGGAUUCUUGAUACUCUCAAGUUUCGCUACCCCGUAAUCCUCACCACCUACCACUUGGUCUUUGCGACCGUUGUCACCCAAGCCCUCGCCCGCUGGACCACCGUCCUCGAUGGUCGCAAAAAUGUCAAGAUGACCGGCCGCGUCUACCUCCGUGCCGUCGUCCCCAUCGGUCUCUUCUUCAGCUUGAGCUUGAUUUGCGGUAACCUGACCUACCUCUACCUGUCUGUCGCCUUUAUCCAGAUGCUCAAGGCCACCACGCCCGUCGCCGUUCUCCUCGCCGGCUGGUGCCUUGGUGUCUCCCAGCCCAACAUCAAGCAGUUCCUCAACGUUUCCGCCAUUGUCGUCGGUGUCAUUAUCGCAUCAUUUGGUGAAAUUGACUUUGUUCUCGUCGGCUUCCUCUUCCAGAUGGCUGGUAUUCUGUUUGAAGCCCUCCGUCUUACCAUGGUCCAGCGCCUUUUGAGUUCUGCCGACUUCAAGAUGGACCCUCUUGUCUCCCUCUACUACUUCGCCCCCGUUUGCGCUGCCAUGAACGGUCUCGUUGCUCUGUUCUGGGAGGUUCCCAAGGUUAGCAUGGCUGAGGUCUACCACGUUGGUCUCUUCACCUUCUUCCUCAACGGUCUCUGCGCCUUCAUGCUCAACGUCUCUGUUGUUUUCCUUAUUGGCAAGACCUCCGCUGUCGUCCUGACGCUCUGCGGUGUCCUGAAGGACAUUAUGCUCGUCGUUGCCUCCAUGAUGAUCUGGGGCACCCCCGUCACUCCCCUGCAGUUCUUCGGUUACUCCAUUGCUCUUGGUGGCAUGGUCUACUACAAGCUCGGCUACGACCAGAUCAAGGGCUACGUUGGUGAGGCUUCUCGCCACUGGGCCGAGUUCGGUGCUCGCAAGCCCGUUCUGCGCAAGCUCAGCAUUAUUGUCAUGAUCUUCUUCAUCGUUGCCCUAUUAUUUACCGGUUUCGCCCCCUCAUACGACCCCUCCAGGGUCGUUGCCGACGUCACUAGCAAGAUGGGCAAGACCGAUGCCAACUAA